AUGGGCUCGGAGUGGCAGCAGCUUCGAGAAAUCAACCCUGUAUUCUGCGAGCGUGUUUCGAAGGUCUUCUUUCAUAUUGGAAACUUUUGCUUGGCUGCAGCUACGCUUGAGGAUGUACAGGCAAUCGUGGAUGAUUCGAUGAGUGAUGUUCUUAAGAUUGAGGAUCGUGUGGCGCUUACAGAGUCAGUGCAUAAGUGGUGCGCGCUUCAUCAAGGGACAGUGGAAAGGACUGUUCGCGAGAUCGGGCAGAAUGUCCGACGGGGGCCUUAUAUCCGUCGUGGGCCCAGUGUGACGGCUGCCGAUUUGUAUGAGGGGCUUUUGGCUUCUGAUCCUGUGCUGGGUUUGGCUGCUCUUGAGAAGAAGUUAAAGCUUCGCAAAGCUGGAACAGGGGCGCGUGUGGAAGCAGAGGACUUGUGCAGGCGCCGCUGGGGAAAGUUUCCGGCAAUUGCAGUUGACCCUGGAAGCCAUCAGCAAGCGGUGGCCGAGCCACCGAAGGACCAGCCGGCGCCUUCUCCGGAAGAUGCAGAUGCGCAGGAGCGUUGCUUGGAGACCAUUCCUUUGUACAGCAUCACUCAGGUUGCACCUCCACCGCGGCCAGAUCCUUUCUGGCCACAGCGACGGUUCCGACAGUGGGACAAUGAUUGGUCCGAGAGCCCGGCCAAGUGGCAGCGAACAGGCAAAGGACGUGGCCAUGGAAAGGGCAAGAACGGCAAGGGGGGCAAGGCCAACCGCGAUGAAUCCAAGGGCGAUGGCAAGGGCCUCGGCGGUGGCAAGGGCAAGAGUGAUCAUGCGCUCUGGACACACACGCACGGGAAGGAGAUAUCAGAUCACACUUACAGCAGCUCUGCACGUCGCGGGGCCAUCCGUUUACAGAGGCAGCAGGGCCUGUACUUCAUUCUUGAGCACCCUGAAGAUCUGGGCCGUGUGCCGUCUGGUGAGAGGCCUGCUUCCAUUUGGUCUUUUGAUGAGGUUCGUCAGAUUUGCGCUGGAGGCGAUGUCAGUUGCUGGGCAUUGCAUCAAUGCCUUUUCGGGGCUACGUCAUGCAAACCCACCCGCUUGUUAUCCAAUUUGCCCGGAGCGUUGAACUUUGGGAUACAGAUGCCAUGUUUCAAUGAUGACGGGGACUACGUGGGGCCGCUCUUGCGCUGUCCGCAUUCACAUGCAGAUCGAGCCUGCGGUUUUCAGGAUGGCACUUGGAAAUCGGCAGCCACGGCGGCUUACCCUUCGGAGUUCGCUGCUUUCUUCGCCCGUCUCUCUUUGAGUGUGGUGCCUGAGCUGAGGGCCGUGGCUGACUCCGACCUGAUCCCAGCCAACAUCCCUUCAUCCGCCGAAGCCUUUGCCACGGAGUGCAUCGCACGCGGUUCUUUCGAUCGUGCUUCAGUUCAGAUUCUUUUCGACUUGCUUCCUAAGACUCGGCCUCAUAAGAUCACAGGCAGUGCAGAACCUGGCACCGCUUUCUUUGGAGGCACUGUGCACCAGGAGGGUCUCACCGCACCGCGGUCCACUUGUUUUACAUUCCCCGAGUCCAUGCGUGUGAUCAAUGCUUUUCUUCACUCCGUGGACCCGCACCACCGUUACGCUGCUUUUGUUCUCACAAAGAACGUUACUAGUGAGGUUCAUCGUGAUCCGCGGAAUGCAGCUGUGCCCAACUUGAUUGUGGCAAUUUCCUCCUUUUCUGAUGGUGGCAUUUGGAUACAGGAUGACUCAGGUACCCAGGUGCGAUCCUUUCACGGCUCGCCCGUCACAGGCACUGUACACUCCUUGCAAGACGGACCCGUCUACCUGGAUGCCCGUGGAUGUUUGCACGCUACCCAACCUUGGGUUGGGGAUCGUCUCAUCGCCAUUGCAUACACCCCUCAGAACGUGCACCUGCUCUCUGUUGAUGAUUCGGCUUUUCUGGCUUCAUUGGGCUUUCCUGUCUUGGAUUCCUCUCCUGCGGGGGGGGAGGCACCAGCGGAAUCCUUCGUUUCCUCAGACAACUUCACCUUGGCUGCAGCAGUGCCGGCGAUAGACAACUCAGGCACUGGAGACGCUCAGGAGGUCGUGGUGGUCGAUCAUGAGGAGUCGGCCAGGGAAGCUUUUGACCCCAAGACUAGUCGCGCUUUCGGGCAGCCCAUGAUCUGCAAGUUUGAAAUGGGCAAGCAAGAGUUUGUGGACGGCUUCGGGUUGUGUUCGCCUGGCCGUUGGGCUCCCGAGGCGAGAGAGAAGUUGGCGUCGAGUGAUGAGGUGGCACAUGCAGAGGGAAUUCGCGGAUUGCUACGAGACUUUGUGAUUGAUCAGCUGAAAGACCCCAAGGACAUGGCGUUCCGUCUCGCGACGGGCCAUGUGAAGAAUUCUCCUUUCGCGGAGUCUGCCUUGCAGAAGUUGAGGCAGAGGAUCGUCGGGUUGAUCCCAGGGGCGUCUUCAGACCUGCUGCGUGUACCCGAGCGGACUAUGAUUUGCGGGGGGACAGACAAUUCUUCGACUGGCAAGCUGCAGAAGAAGGGCUCGAGCACUAAGUGGCCGCUGAUGGGCAUUCAGAUGGCAUGUGCAGCGGCUCUACACAAGGUGAACAAGCAGCUCACACUGCAGUGGAGGCCGAGGGAUGAGAACACCUUGUCUGACGCUAUCACCAAUCACGAUUUCUCGAGUUUCUGUCCGGAGCUGAGGGUUCCCUUGAAGCUUGACGAUCUGCCGCUUGACAUUUUCCUUCGGAUGAUUCAUUCCAGGGAGGCCUUCGUGAAUGCACGCGUCAGCUUACAACACCUGGUAUCAAGAGAGACUUCGAUGUCGCGUCGUGAGAAGGAGCAGAGCAAAACACCUUGGUGA
Symbiodinium sp. CCMP2592 is the source of this 2808-nucleotide messenger RNA. The record is from the annotation of a GenBank genome assembly. NCBI's taxonomy places the organism in Eukaryota, Dinophyceae, Suessiales, Symbiodiniaceae.